UAUUAAAGUACAGCUUCUUUUGAGUGGGUAUUUUUUUUUGUUGGAAAACCUUAAGCGAAAAAGAAAUUUCUUCUGACCUACGAUGAGCAUAACGGAUGAAGAGUUUCGCGCUAAGUUAGAAAAACAUUUCACAUUCUACCGCAUCAACUUGCGAUCGCCAUUACUAUCAAACAUAACAUAUGAUCAGUGGUACCGAGUAGACAUUCUGCUUGUCAAUGAGCUUGGUUUGUUUCGUCGAAAAGAUAUUGAGCCGAACGGACAAGUAGAGAUCGAUUGUCAUUUGUAUUGUAGAUCUGACACUGGCACCAUGUCUCUCUGUAAAGACAGUAAGGUGGCAGUGAGACCGACACGGCCGUUUGUACAAGGACAGUUGGACGCACAUAAGGCCUCGGUAGCAGGCUUCGAACGGUCGGGUAAAGGAGCCUUUGAGUAUUGUAUCAGCUCCUCUCCCGGGUUAGCAUGCACUCCAGGCACCCACCAACAGCUUUACUUGUAUAUCUAUGUUAAACAAAGUGUUCAUUUUACAACUUCAAACAAUAUCCUACCUCUCAUGAUCGGACCUAUCCAUUUGAGCAGUCGUAAUGGCACUGGGGCCAAUAGCACUACCAUUUCAUCAGAGACAUUGAACCCUCCUUAUGAUACAACACUACCAUUAGAACUGUUGCCAAACGUACCACAAGAUCAUAUGGUCUAUGAUGGAUACCGAUUAUUCUCGCCUACUCCAGAGAACCAUGUUGUUAUUCAUGAAAUGUGGGACACGGGUAUUCCUGGAAAGAUAUGGGAUUCUGCUUUGGUGAUGUUGGAUUUCAUAAAACUGAUGAUUGAACAUCAUCCGGACUACAUACAAGACAAGCAUGUGGUUGACCUUAGCGCUGGAACAGGUUUAUUGGGCCUAUAUACCGCAUUCUCUGAUGCGAAACCUCAUAAAGUAACUAUUACAGAACUUGAAGAAGCGAUAGAUUUGAUCAACAAAAAUACUGUAGCCAAUUAUCCUCCCGAAAGCCAACCACCGACGGUGGUGGAAGUCAAAACUCUAUUAUGGGGCAAUGAAAAGGAAGCAGCUGCUUGUGGAAAAGCUGAUCUUAUUCUCGCUUCGGAUGUCCUUUAUGAAGCUCAAUUCUUCAAGGAUUUGGUGGAAGCAUUAGCCGACCUAAGCCAUGACAAGACACGUAUUUAUAUUGGCUAUAAACGUCGUGGAUUGACUGUGCAGGAAGAAGAGGAAUUCUGGGGUUUAUGUAACGAUCAUGGCUUUACUGUAGAUUUAUUGAAAUUAAAGAGUGGUGAUGGCUCUGACAACGAGGUAGACGAUGUGCUUGUUCCAACCAUCACUCGUGAAACCGGCGUGCAAAUUUACCGAUUGUCAAGACAACAGAAAUAGCCAUCGGAUCAUUCCAAAAGAUAGACGUACUUCUCCUUUAUAGAUGGCAUUGAUUCAUGAUAGAGAUUAAAAAAAGUUGAUCAGAGAUCACCCACUUUAUAAUCUGCUUGAAAUAAAUAUAUCUCUUUAUUUUUAUUU
Molecule: messenger RNA, 1516 nt
Organism: Mycotypha africana
Lineage: Eukaryota; Fungi; Mucoromycota; Mucoromycetes; Mucorales; Mycotyphaceae
Product: putative methyltransferase-domain-containing protein
Exons: 2
Coding region: 83-1378 (431 amino acids)
Biological process (GO): peptidyl-lysine methylation
Cellular component (GO): cytoplasm
Molecular function (GO): protein-lysine N-methyltransferase activity
Source: RefSeq, a predicted model, not a curated record